AUGUCGUUUGAAAGGGCAGAUACUUUCAGCACUUCGGUGCUUCCUGGCGAGACCGUCAGUGACGACCAGUUCAGUGAGAUCAUCAAGGCAUUCAAGCGGUUCAUCUUGGAGUUCCGCGUGGACAACCAGUUUAUCUACAGAGAUCAGCUCCGUGAGAACAUUUUGGUGAAGCAGUUCCAGUUGACUGUGCACAACGAGCACUUGAUCAGCUACAAUGACGAGCUCAACAAGAAGUUGAUGGACGACCCAACAGAGAUGGUUCCUUUGUUCGAGAGAGCCAUUACGGAGAUUGCCAGACGGAUCAUUUAUAUUUCCAACGAAGAGGCUCCAACCAGUUUCCCGAUUUGCCAGCUGAUUUUGCUCUCGAACGACAACAAGCUCUCCAUCAGAAACCUCGAUGCGGAGCACAUUUCCAAGAUCGUCAAGAUCUCCGGAAUCAUCAUCUCUGCCUCCACGCUGCACUCCAGGGCCACCGAGGUGAGUUUGAUGUGUCGGUCUUGUCGUCACACGAUGAAGAUCCGGGUUCCGUCUUCGUUCGGAUCAGUUCAGACUCCAAAAACGUGUCAGUCGGCCCAACAGCCAAACGGUGAGAGAAAUCAGUGUCCACCAGAUCCGUACAUUAUUGUUCAUGAUAAGUCUACUUUUAUCGACCAGCAGGUGCUCAAAUUGCAGGAAACCACCGACAUGGUGCCAAUUGGAGAGAUGCCGCGGCACAUUCUGCUCAGCGUCGACAGAAGUCUGUGCAACCGCGUGAUUCCCGGAACCAGAUGCGACGUUGUUGGAAUUUACUCGAUCUACCAGGCCAAGGUGAGAAACGGGCCUUCGGCCAACAAUGUGGCUAUCAGAAACCCGUACAUGAACGUGCUGGGGAUCCAGGCCGACAGAGACGCCGAGACGGGCGGUCUAAGCUCGGUUUUCACCGAGGAAGAGGAGGAAGAGUUCCUUGCUCUUGCCAGAUCAGACAACCUGUACGAACGGUUCUCGUCCUCUAUUGCUCCGUCCAUUUACGGUAACACAGACAUCAAGAAGGCCAUCACGUGUCUGCUGAUGGGCGGGUCCAAGAAACUGCUUCCGGACGGCAUGCGACUCAGAGGAGAUAUCAACGUUCUGUUGCUUGGAGACCCGGGAACGGCCAAGUCGCAGCUGCUGAAGUUUGUGGAGAAAGUGUCGCCAAUUUCUCUGUACACCUCGGGUAAAGGUUCCUCUGCCGCUGGUUUGACUGCCUCGGUGCAGAGAGACCCAAACACCAGAGACUUCUACCUGGAAGGAGGAGCGAUGGUGCUUGCUGACGGAGGAGUCGUUUGCAUUGACGAGUUCGACAAGAUGCGCGACGAGGACCGGGUGGCUAUCCACGAGGCCAUGGAACAGCAGACAAUCUCGAUCGCCAAGGCCGGUAUCACGACCGUGCUGAACUCGCGGACGUCUGUGCUUGCGGCUGCCAACCCGAUUUUUGGCCGCUACGACGACAUGAAGUCUCCUGGCGAGAACAUCGAUUUCCAAACGACCAUUCUGUCGCGUUUCGACAUGAUCUUCAUCGUCAAGGACGAACACAACCAGCAGCGGGAUGAGGCUAUCGCGCAUCACGUGAUGAACAUCCACACGAACGGCGGCUCUGCAGAGCAGCAGGUGGAGGGAGAGAUCUCUCUUGACAAGAUGAAGCGGUACAUCCAGUACUGCAAAGUGAAGUGUGCUCCGCGGCUGUCGUACGAGGCAAGCGAGAUGCUGUCGUCGCACUUUGUUGGUAUCAGAAAAGAGGUGAAGAAUAAGGAGUCGCAUUCCACGGAACGGUCUUCGAUCCCAAUCACAGUGAGACAGCUCGAGGCUAUCAUUAGAAUCACCGAGUCGCUCGCCAAGCUGGAAUUGGCCCCGAUCGCUACUGAAAGACACGUCGAGGAGGCCAUCCGACUUUUCAACGCUUCGACAAUGGACGCUGUCAACGAGGGCAGCUCCGACAACGCGCAAAUCACGUCCGAGAUCCACAAGAUCGAGGGCGAGAUCAAACGGAGACUCCCGCUUGGCUGGUCCACGUCGUACGCCACGCUCAGAAGACAGUUCGUGGAGAAAGGAAGCUACUCGCUGGCGGCUUUGGAGAAAGCCCUGAAUAUUCUUGAGCGUAAGGAGACUAUACAGUUGAGACACCAGCGCUCCAACGUGUUUAGAUGUGGUGUGUAG
Molecule: messenger RNA, 2172 nt
Organism: Ogataea philodendri
Lineage: Eukaryota; Fungi; Ascomycota; Pichiomycetes; Pichiales; Pichiaceae
Exons: 1
Coding region: 1-2172 (723 amino acids)
Biological process (GO): DNA replication initiation; double-strand break repair via break-induced replication; DNA replication
Cellular component (GO): nucleus; MCM complex
Molecular function (GO): 3'-5' DNA helicase activity; ATP binding; single-stranded DNA helicase activity
Source: RefSeq, a predicted model, not a curated record